AUGCGUUGGUGGAGCUUCAUAUGGCUAUUUUUAGCCCUUGUUAGCUUUUCAGAGCAAAAGGAUUUCAGCCCCAAGAUUUCCAUACUGACUAGAAAAAGGAUUUCCAGCGAUGUAGUGUACUUUGACGACUCCAGUAACAUUCUUGGACUCUCCAAAGACGGCGAGCUUAGCAUGUCCUUUGACGAUGGUGCCAAAUGGCAAGUGGUUGAGGAAACCAAGGGCAAGAAAAUUGUUGCCUAUGAGAUUGAUCCGUUUGUUAAAACUCGAGGAUUUGCGUUCACAGAUGGUAAAGACCAGUUUGUAACUCAGGAUAGCGGAAAAAGCUGGAAAAAAUUUCAAUUGGUGGAUUCAAAUAAGAAACCCGCAGAUAUGGAUAGCGAACCCCACGUUAUCUUUCAUGCCCAAAACCCCGACUUGGCACUCAUUGAUUACUAUAGUUGUCCUCACAAGGGUCCAUUAUCGGCAAAAUGCAAGCGGAAACAUUAUUAUACCACCGAUGGCUUCAAAUCGAGUCCUAAGGAAUUGCCAACUGAUGCAGAAGUGUGCCGGUUUUUGAGGUCCACGAAAGACUUUCAAGAAGGCAAGGAAGAAGCACUCGUAUGCUCUCUUAACGAUGUUAACUCUUUUGGUAAUAUCGUAGAGUCGACCAUAAUAUCUUCGGACGAUUUCUUCAAAACACUGAACAAGUUGAGCCAUAAGAAGGGCAGGUCUGGCUCGAUUCUUGACAUUAAAGUCGAAAGCGACUUUAUCAUUGCCGUGAUUCAGAACGAUAAGUUCAACAGAAAUUCAAAGGUUUCAAUGCUAGUCUCUAAAGAUGGCAAAAACUUCCAUGAAGCCGAUGUGCACAUUGACGUUGCCUAUGGUGUCAUGACAUUUUUGGAAUCGUCUCCCUCAGCCUUAUUUUUGUCUGUUCUCGACUAUUCCAGUCAUCUCAAGAAAUUUUCUUUAUCAACUGUCUACAAGUCUGACUCUUCUGGCUUGAGAUUUUCCAAAAUCUUGGAUCGAGUACAAGGAAACAGCGUUGAGAAGGUUCUGAAAAUCGACGGAGUAUGGAUUGCAAAUCGCGCAGAGGAAGAAAGCGAUGAGAAGGAGCACAGUCUUCUUGACAUGCUUAUGGGUGGUGGUCUAAACGCCAAUAUCAAGACCAAAAUGUCGUUUGAUGAUGGUGUGUCGUGGCUGCCUCUUAAGGUUACGGACGACAACUGUAAAGUCGACGAUGGUUGUUCUCUCCAUUUACUCUCUCCCAACGAGCGAGAUGGAUCAGGCAAGUUCGUUACAGGUCCAGUUCCCGGAAUAAUGAUGGGCGUUGGUAGCACCGGUGAUCAUCUUGAUAAGAGCCUUCACAAAAUGCUGACUUGGAUUUCGAGAGACGGUGGUGCGACCUGGAGUAGUGCUAUCGAUACACCAUGUCUGUUUUCCUUUGGAGAUCAAGGAAACGUCAUUUUUGCUGUACCUUAUUACGGCAAGGAAAAGAUGAGCACGGAUGUAUACUACUAUUCGACUGAUCAAGGAAAGACCUGGGAAAAGGGAAAACUCGAAAAGCCAAUUUACCCUCUCAUUGUUUCCUCAAUGACAGACGCUACUGCGGCAAAGUUCAUACUCACGGGCAUUUACGAUGACACUCCAGAAAACGAGAAUGAUUCAGAGUUUUCUGAGGUGGUUUAUGCUUUGGACUUUAGUGAUGCAUUUGGAGGUAAAGUGUGUAACAAAAACGAUUUUGAAGAGUUUUACGCCCGGGUUAACGACAAGGGAGAUCCAAUUUGCAUUUACGGCCACAAGGAGAAAUUCAAAAGAAGAAAGCAAGAUGCUCAAUGUUUUGUUAACAAGAUAUACGAAGACGUGGAAACGAUCGAAGAACCAUGCGAGUGUACUGAAUUGGACUUCGAGUGUGGUGAGGGUUUCGAACUCCACGACGGCAAGUGUGUUGAGAAUGCCAAAAAAAUCGGCCAUAUGUGUCGCCAUAAUAAAGCUAAAGAAUUGUCUUUAGCAAACAAAGUUAAAAUUGAUGGCACAAAAUGCAAAAUGGGCAAAAAAUCGGAGAGUGAUUUUGUUCUGAAACAAACUUUCAAGUGCAGUGACUACGUUGGCCAUGGCCAUAACCAUGAAGGAGGCGGAACAGACCUAGAGAUCAAUAGCGAACUCAACACCUUUGACGCAAACUUGAGGCAGUAUACUUAUCUUGAGCAAGGGGAGGAUUAUACCGGUGAAAAUGUUGUCAUGUUGACCGAUGACGACAGUGCUUGCAUUUCAAACGAUGGAGGAAUUCAUUUCAAGAAAGUUCCAGUCAAUGAUAGAAUCAAGGCAUACCAUGUUGGAUUUGUUCCUGGCCAGUUGAUUUUGGUUACUGAUGGAGAUACAAUUUACGUAUCUGACGACGGAGGAAAUUCCUUUGUCAAACGUAGAGCUCCAACUGACCUGGUUAACUUGGUCCGCCUGAUUUCCUUCCAUAAAACGGACCCUCACAAGUAUAUUUGGUAUGGAGGUGAUUGUGGAGGAAAACUGUUUGAUUGCGAGAUAUCCGCUUAUAUUACCAAGGAUGAUGGACAAAGCUUUGAUAAGUUACUUGAUAAUGUUGUUACUUGUGACUUUGUUUCUCCAUUUUUGGAAGAGGAAAAGGUGAAAAAUAAGGACUUGAUUUAUUGCACUGUUCGUAACAAAUCAGGUACUCUGAAGUUGGUAUCAUCCACUACCAAUUUCAAAGACAGUAAGACUCUUCAUGAAAAUAUAGUGGGAUACGCAAUCUCGGGAAAGUUCGUUAUUGUUGCUUCGAUAGACGAAAAGGCCAAGUCUUUGAAGGCUAAAGUGACAGUAGACGGCGAAACUUUUGCCGAUGCAGACUUCCCUCACAAUUUUCAUGUGGCCGCUCAAGAAGCUUAUACUGUACUUGAUUCCGUUUCACAAGCAGUUUUCAUACACAUUACCACCAACAAUGAAAGAGGAAAAGAAUACGGCUCCAUCCUCAAAUCCAAUUCGAAUGGUACUGAUUAUGUAUUAUCAUUGGAUCGGGUUAACAGAAACGAGGUUGGCUAUGUGGACUACGAUCGGAUUGAAGGCAUUGAGGGACUCAUGAUAGCAAAUGUUGUUUCAGACACAGGCAACUCGAAAGAGAAAAGUCUUAAGACCAAGAUGACUCAUGAUGAUGGUGCAGAGUGGAAUUAUAUUGUUCCUCCAACGACCGAUUCCAAAGGAAAGAAAUACCCAUGUUCAGGACAACUGCUCAAAAAUG
Molecule: messenger RNA, 3226 nt
Organism: Meyerozyma guilliermondii ATCC 6260
Lineage: Eukaryota; Fungi; Ascomycota; Pichiomycetes; Serinales; Debaryomycetaceae
Exons: 1
Biological process (GO): Golgi to endosome transport; Golgi to vacuole transport; protein targeting to vacuole
Cellular component (GO): membrane; Golgi apparatus
Molecular function (GO): protein binding
Source: RefSeq, a predicted model, not a curated record